GAGGGUAUCAGAAUCUGCAGGAAAGGUUUCCCCAGCAGAAUUCCCUAUGCUGACUUCAAGCAGAGGUACAAGGUGCUGAAUGCCAGUGUCAUCCCCGAUGGCCAGUUCAUUGACAACAAGAAGGCUUCAGAGAAGCUGCUUGGGUCAAUUGAUGUCCCACAUGAUGAGUACAAAUUUGGACACACCAAGGUGUUCUUCAAGGCCGGUCUGCUAGGUACCCUUGAGGAGAUGAGAGAUGAAAAACUGGCAUCACUGGUCACCAUGACUCAAGCUUUGGCCCGUGGUUACGUCAUGAGAAAGGAGUUUGUGAAGAUGACUGAGAGGAGGGAAGCCAUCUAUUCCAUCCAGUACAAUAUCCGCUCAUUCAUGAAUGUGAAACACUGGCCAUGGAUGAAGGUGUACUACAAGAUCAAGCCUCUGCUGAAGAGUGCUGAAACUGAGAAGGAGCUGGCAAACAUGAAGGAGAACUAUGAAAAGAUGAAAACUGACUUGGCUGCUGCCCUGUCCAAGAAGAAGGAGCUGGAGGAGAAGAUGGUUUCCCUUCUGCAGGAGAAAAAUGAUCUGCAGCUGCAAAUAGCAUCUGAAGGAGAUAAUCUCUCAGAUGCUGAGGAGAGAUGUGAGGGUCUUAUCAAGGGCAAGAUUCAGAUGGAGGCCAAACUCAAAGAGACAAGUGAGAGACUGGAGGAUGAAGAGGAAAUCAAUGCUGAGCUCACUGCCAAAAAGAGAAAGCUGGAGGAUGAAUGCUCUGAGCUCAAGAAGGAUAUUGAUGACCUGGAGCUUACCUUGGCCAAAGUGGAGAAGGAGAAACAUGCCACUGAGAACAAGGUCAAGAACCUGACCGAGGAGAUGGCCUCUCAGGAUGAGAGCCUUGCUAAGUUGACCAAGGAAAAGAAAGCCCUUCAGGAGUCUCAUCAGCAGACACUUGAUGACCUGCAGGCUGAGGAAGACAAAGUCAACACUCUGACCAAGGCCAAGACCAAGCUUGAGCAGCAAGUGGACGAUCUUGAGGGUUCUCUGGAGCAAGAGAAGAAGCUGCGUAUGGACCUUGAGAGAACCAAGAGGAAGCUCGAGGGUGAUCUGAAACUGGCCCAGGAAUCCAUUAUGGACCUUGAGAAUGAAAAGCAGCAGUCUGAUGAGAAAAUUAAAAAGAAGGACUUUGAAACCAGUCAGCUCCUUAGCAAGAUUGAAGAUGAGCAGUCAAUGGGUGCUCAGCUUCAGAAGAAGAUCAAGGAGCUUCAGGCCCGCAUUGAGGAACUGGAGGAAGAGAUUGAGGCUGAGCGUGCUGCUCGUGCCAAGGUGGAAAAGCAGAGAGCUGACCUCUCCAGGGAACUUGAGGAGAUCAGUGAGAGGCUAGAGGAGGCUGGUGGUGCCACCUCUGCUCAGAUUGAGAUGAACAAGAAGCGUGAGGUUGAGUUCCAGAAGCUCCGUCGAGACCUUGAGGAGUCCACUCUGCAGCAUGAAUCCACUGCCGCUGCUCUUCGCAAGAAGCAGGCUGACAGCGUUGCUGAGCUGGGAGAGCAGAUUGACAACCUCCAGCGUGUUAAGCAGAAGCUUGAGAAGGAAAAGAGUGAAUACAAGAUGGAGAUCGAUGACCUCUCCAGCAACAUGGAGAAUGUUGCUAAAGCAAAGGGAAAUCUUGAAAAGAUGUGCCGUACUCUUGAGGACCAACUUAGCGAACUGAAGACCAAGAAUGAUGAAAAUGUUCGUCAGAUCAAUGACACAAGUUCACAGAAAGCCCGUCUCCUGACAGAAAAUGGUGAGUUCAGCCGUCAAAUUGAAGAGAAAGAAUCGCUUGUCUCCCAGCUGACCAGAGGCAAACAGGCCUUCACACAGCAGAUUGAGGAGCUGAAGAGACAGACUGAAGAGGAGGUUAAGGCCAAGAAUGCUCUUGCCCAUGGACUGCAAUCAGCUCGCCAUGACUGUGAUCUGCUGAGAGAGCAGUUUGAGGAGGAGCAGGAGGCCAAGGCUGAACUGCAGCGUGGAAUGUCCAAGGCCAACAGUGAGGUGGCUCAGUGGAGAUCUAAGUAUGAGACUGAUGCUAUUCAGCGCACUGAGGAGCUUGAGGAAUCCAAGAAAAAGCUUGCCCAGCGCCUUCAGGAGGCUGAGGAGCAGAUUGAGGCAGUGAAUUCCAAAUGUGCUUCUCUUGAGAAAACCAAACAGAGGCUCCAGAGUGAGGUGGAGGACCUCAUGAUUGAUGUGGAGAGGGCCAACAGUCUCGCAGCCAACCUUGACAAGAAGCAGAGGAACUUUGACAAGGUGUUGGCAGAGUGGAAACAGAAGUAUGAGGAGGGUCAGGCAGAGCUUGAGGGAGCACAGAAGGAGGCUCGUUCUCUCAGCACUGAGCUGUUCAAGAUGAAGAACUCUUAUGAGGAAACUCUGGAUCACCUGGAAACCAUGAAGCGUGAAAACAAGAACCUGCAACAGGAGAUCUCAGAUCUGACUGAACAGAUUGGUGAGACUGGCAAGAGCAUCCAUGAGCUGGAGAAGUCCAAGAAGCAGUUGGAGACAGAGAAGACUGAGAUCCAGACAGCUCUUGAAGAGGCUGAGGGAACUCUGGAACAUGAAGAGUCUAAGAUCCUGCGUGUCCAGUUGGAGCUCAACCAGAUCAAGGGUGAGGUGGACAGGAAGCUGGCAGAGAAAGAUGAGGAGAUGGAGCAGAUCAAGAGGAACAGCCAGAGAGUGAUUGACUCCAUGCAGAGCACUCUGGACUCUGAGGUCAGGAGCAGGAACGAUGCCCUGAGGAUCAAGAAGAAGAUGGAGGGAGACCUGAAUGAGAUGGAGGUCCAGCUGAGCCACGCCAAUCGCCAGGCUGCUGAGUCCCAGAAGCAGCUGAGGAAUGUGCAGGCACAGUUUAAGGAUGCACAACUGCACCUUGAUGAUGCUGUUAGAGCCCAGGAAGACUUCAAGGAACAAGCUGCCAUGGUGGAACGCAGGAACGGUCUCAUGACUGCUGAAAUUGAGGAACUUAGAGCUGCUCUGGAGCAAACAGAGAGAAGCCGCAAAAUGGCAGAGCAGGAGCUGGUGGACGCCAGUGAGCGUGUUGGACUUCUGCACUCUCAGAACACAAGCCUCAUGAACACCAAGAAGAAGCUUGAGGCUGAUCUGGUCCAGGUCCAGGGUGAAGUGGAUGACACUGUUCAGGAAGCAAGGAAUGCAGAGGAGAAGGCCAAGAAGGCCAUCACUGAUGCUGCUAUGAUGGCUGAAGAGCUGAAGAAGGAGCAGGACACCAGUGCUCACCUGGAGAGGAUGAAGAAGAACCUGGAGGUUGGUGUCAAGGACCUGCAGCACCGCCUGGAUGAGGCUGAGAACCUGGCCAUGAAGGGUGGCAAGAAGCAGCUCCAGAAACUUGAGUCAAGGGUGCGUGAGCUGGAGACAGAGGUUGAGACUGAGCAGAGACGUGGAGUAGAUGCUGUUAAGGGUGUCCGCAAAUAUGAGAGGAGAGUGAAGGAGCUCACCUAUCAGACUGAAGAGGACAAGAAAAAUGGCUCCAGGCUGCAAGAUCUGGUUGACAAGUUGCAACUCAAGGUGAAGGCCUACAAGAGGCAGUCUGAGGAAGCGGAGGAGCAGGCCAAUGUCCAUCUGUCCAAGUGCAGGAAGGUCCAGCAUGAGCUGGAGGAGGCUGAGGAGCGUGCUGACAUUGCAGAGUCCCAGGUCAACAAGCUGAGAGCAAAGAGCCGUGACUCUGGCAAGGGAAAAGAAGUAGCUGAAUAAAGCAUAUUGAAUGUUUCAUUGUGUUGAAUCAUAAAAUAUGAUAUAAUUCAUGCUGAAACAAUAAAGGU
Molecule: messenger RNA, 3779 nt
Organism: Anarrhichthys ocellatus (wolf-eel)
Lineage: Eukaryota; Metazoa; Chordata; Actinopteri; Perciformes; Anarhichadidae
Product: myosin heavy chain, fast skeletal muscle-like
Exons: 23
Cellular component (GO): myosin II complex; cytoplasm; myosin filament
Molecular function (GO): actin filament binding; ATP binding; microfilament motor activity
Source: RefSeq, a predicted model, not a curated record